GGGUGAAGGGACAAACGCAGGGUAUAUAGUAGAGACCGACCCCUCCUACCAGUGGGUGGUCGGAGGUAAAAAAGGUGAAUUGAUGGGUGGUGUGGACCGUAAUACCAUGCUAAUAGAAAUGAACCCUAAAAAAAUGGAACAGGAUGUUUUAGUUGCACGUACACUUCUGAAUCCCACUUGUGGUACCAUUCCUGUCCUUGUUUCCAACUUAACGCCUAGUUCAGUCAUUUUACACAUAAACACCCUGAUCGCUCACAGUAGGCUUUUGGAAGAUGAUGAGGUGCCUGAUCCAUCGCCAUCGUUCCCUUUCGAUCAUUCACCGGAACAUCAUAAAAUUUAUGAGACGG
Molecule: messenger RNA, 347 nt
Organism: Owenia fusiformis
Lineage: Eukaryota; Metazoa; Annelida; Polychaeta; Sabellida; Oweniidae
Source: the annotation of a GenBank genome assembly